AUGGCCGCGGUGUGCUGUGCUGGAGACUGGUUGGUGUUCACCAGCUCUCACAAUCUAAUAGCGGUGGAUAUUAAACACAGCAGGGAACCAUUUGUGUUCGACUGCAGCAAAGCCGAGCAGAAACCAAAAGAAACCGAAAGUGAGAAUAAAAGUGAUGGUGGGGAGUCUCAGCAGGAGGGGAGCGACCAGAUCCUCGCCUUUGCCUCGUCUGCGUCAGGAAACUACGCCGCAUUAACCGAUGACAACAAACGUCUCGUUCUCUUUCGCACGCAGCCGUCAUUGGAGUGCAUCAGCACAAGGUGGGUGGUGCGCAGAUGCACCUCCCUGGUGUUCAGUCAGGCCGAGGACGAGCUGUUUGGGGCUGAUAAGUCCGGCGACGUGUAUUCGUUCUCCGUUCUGGAGCCACAGAAACAGGGCGAGUUAAAGCUCGGACAUCUGUCUAUGCUACUCGGCAUCUCUCUUUCUCCAGAUGAUAAGUACAUCAUCACGGCAGACAGAGACGAGAAGAUCAGAGUGAGCCAUCGCACGUCCCCGUACAACAUCCAGGCCUUCUGUCUUGGUCACACAGAGUUUGUAAGUGCACUGUGUACUCCUGCUGGUCAUACAGAGUGGCUCUUGUCGGGCUCAGGGGACGGAACAAUGAAAGUUUGGCAGUACGAGACCGGCCGACGGUUACAGAGUUUCGACCUGCAGCAGUUUGGGUUCUCAGAAGACUCGAAUACAGAAACUGAAGAGGCACAGAGAUUUGCUAUAAGUCGGAUCAUCGGUUCUCCUGAUGGAAGUCACGUUGCCGUGCAGUGUGAAAGUUUUCCUGCCGUUCAGCUGUUUGCGACGGACGGCGAGCGCUUGACCCCCACUGAAAAGCUCGUCCUGCCACAUAAACCCUGUGGUGUGACCUUCGACUCUCGGAGCGGACUUUGGGUCUUACUGGAGAACGAGGACGCUAACGUGCUCCUGUACACGCAUUCGGAUGGACGCUGGCAGAGAGAAUCAGAGAGUGCUGAUCUGCAGAGGGUAUCAGAAACGCUCCACACCCGCCGGGAACUCUUGAAAGACUCGGCGGCGACGGAGAGCCGUUUUCAUCACCUGUACAAGGUGAACUUCGACAACAUGGCGUCGUAUUUACAGAAGAAACACGAGAGACUCCAGCAACAGAACCAGAAGGGGGUCAGAAAGAGGGCGGAAGGAGGGGGACCACAAUCCAACGGGGCAACAAAGAAGAGCAAGAGCGGUGUUGAAGCGGAGGCUGAGCCCCAGAACUGCGACACGGAGAGCUAGAACCUGAGAUUCUGCAUCGAACGGACUGAUAAAUAUUAUAGUGAUCGACCGGUGUGGGUGUGGGUGUG
Molecule: messenger RNA, 1346 nt
Organism: Trichomycterus rosablanca
Lineage: Eukaryota; Metazoa; Chordata; Actinopteri; Siluriformes; Trichomycteridae
Gene: wdr4
Product: WD repeat domain 4
Exons: 11
Coding region: 1-1278 (425 amino acids)
Biological process (GO): tRNA modification; RNA (guanine-N7)-methylation
Cellular component (GO): nucleus; cytosol; tRNA methyltransferase complex
Molecular function (GO): protein binding
Source: RefSeq, a predicted model, not a curated record